This is a messenger RNA of Asterias rubens (European starfish), 1995 nucleotides long. RefSeq names its product arrestin domain-containing protein 3-like. Gene Ontology annotation, cellular component: cytoplasm. The transcript has 7 exons. NCBI's taxonomy places the organism in Eukaryota, Metazoa, Echinodermata, Asteroidea, Forcipulatida, Asteriidae. Gene Ontology annotation, biological process: protein transport. Bases 589 to 1764 code for a protein of 391 amino acids. The record is from RefSeq and is a predicted model, not a curated record.
UGCAUGUGUUGCUUUUAUCGUGCGUUUACUGUGAGAGAAUGGCCGCAUCUCUGUGGGACAUUCCAGGCAUAAUUGACGUAGCUGUGAAGAUGUUGUCCGAUCAUCAUCAGUCGCCGUUAUUAUGGGACGCAUCCUUUCAGCGAUUACCAUAUGAUUAUCACGUAUAUAGUCUAAGCACAGCACGCGUCCCAUCCCAGAGCCAGCAUCAAACCCUGAGCAACGUGACCGGGGUUCAUCUUUGAUGAAACUGGUUCACCCGUGACUGAAUAAUACAAAGUCUAUAAAGAGAAAGGAACAGCAGACAGCAUGCGUCGAUAAUGUGUAUUGUACGAUUGAGAACUGCAUUGCAAAACCGUUAGAAGAAAAGAAAAACAUUAUUGGUGACCGAGACCUCAACAGCAUCAACACAACGCUGUUGUGUGUAAACAAACUCGUUCGCAUCUGCCUCAUUAAUAACUACAGUUUGUUAUAAUAUUUUUGAGCGAUUGCUUGCUGUAAAUACUGGUGGGACAAGGUGCACUAAUAAGCGAAACUGUGAGUGUUACUCUGCAGCUUGUACGUGAUAUGCUAGCUGCAUAGUUUCCGGUCAUGGGGAAAGUGAGUGCAUUCCAGAUUCAGUUCGAUGGAGACAGAGAAGUGUAUAAUUCAGGAGAUGUUAUUCGCGGCCAGGUCCGUCUGGAACUACAGGAAACUAAGCAAUUCAGAGGAAUCUACAUGCACUGGAAGGGCAGGGCUGUUGUGACGUGGACUGAGAUAGAGUCACGUGGUAAAUCUAAAGUGACGGUGCUGUACGUAGCCGGCGAGGACUAUUUCGACCAUUACAUCACCAUCUGGGGCAAAGAUCGGAGUGACAUAGACGACACCAAGUUGGAGUUACCGGCCGGACAGCACUCUCUGCCGUUCCAGUUCCAGCUUCCGACCAGACAGCUCCCGUGUUCGUUCGAGGGAACCUUGGGCUAUUCCCGCUACGUGGCCAGAGCCGUUAUUGACCGUCCAUGGACUUUCGAUCACGUCACGAAAAGGGCUUUCACCGUUUCGGGAAUACCCUACGAUUUGAAUAAAGUUCAAAAUCCAUUAGCACCUGUAUACAAUGAAGACGAGAAGACCGUGUGUUGUUUGUGUUGUGCAACCGGCCCCGUGUCAGUCAGUGCCAGUACCGACAAGCGAGCAUAUCUACCGGGUGAGACUAUCUACAUCUCGGCAUCUCUAGACAACAAGAGCAACCGAAGUGUACAUUCACUGGAAGCAGAGCUCAUUCAGUCGGUUAACUAUUAUGCAAGGCGGGAUGGUGUAGGGUCGCCUGGGUACCGUACGACAUCUCAUGUGGUAACCAGUGUCGUCACAGAAGCCUGUGGUUCUUAUGGCACAGCUCACUGGGACAGAAAACCAAUGGUCAUCCCACCACUGCCACCAUGCAAUCUACAAGGGUGUAACUUCAUUGACAUACGAUACUACGUUAAGUUUACUGCCGAUGUAGCGAGUACACCUUUUGACGUGGAUAUUAUGUUGGAGAUCAUCAUAGGCACUAUUCCACUGAAGGGCCAUUGCUACGACAGUCUGUCGUCUGACCAGCCCGGCUCCUCUGGAGCGCCCCCACCGUCGUACGAGGCAGCGUUCGGUAUCCAAAAAGAGAUCCGAGACGAACACGAUAAUGAGUACGUCUUCGGCAAGUUGGUCUUCACGCCAUUCUACACCUUCUACCGAUCAACGUCUACCGUACAAACACACCGCCAGUCGGCUAUAGAAAAGUCAACAACCGUCUAGUUAAGUACGCAAGCCUAACUGCCAAAUAUUAAAGGCACUGGGGUCUAGAAAGAUAGUCCUAACUUUUGGACUAGUCCUAGGACUCGUUAGGAGUUAUUAAAAAACUUAAUACUCGUCCUAAAUCAGGACGAGUAUUAAUUCGUCCUAUAGACGAUGCGACCUCUGACGUCACACGAAAACUAUUACAUGAUUCGCGCGCACACCGCCGGGCAAAACCUUUGUGUUUUUGGC